UCUUUUUGACUUUGUUUUGAUAUAUAGAGGUGUCUUAGAGUUUGUCCCCCUUUAUAGUCGUGUUGUAUAUUUGUUUGAGGACUAAUGGUGCAUUUAUUUUGAAUCUUUGAUGAUGUGGUUAUUUUUUCAAAAUUAGUAUCUGUCACCAUUUCGGGUCUGAUUGGCACAGUUGUUUUUUAGUCUGCUAACAUGCAGUCUGUUCACGGGAGUCUAUAGAAAGUAGGAUCAAAUUUGUUCUUGUUCAGAUAGUUCUAUGCUGAUAUAUUAUAAUAUUUAUAUUGACUGUGAUGGUUUAUCCUGUGAAUUUAGUGUUGCUGUUUUGGUUUUAAUGGCUCCUCCUCUUUCGCUGGAAGUAUUUUUGCAUGAGUUGGAAGUUAUAUAUAUACCUUUGGGUAAGCAUUUUUAUCUGGCAAGGAGAGUUAUGUAUACUGACAUUCCUCUCUGUCCAAUCAAUUGCAGUUAAGCAAGCUGCCUGUGAAAUCUUUCAGCAACAAACCCUUUGACAAUUCUGUAAUGGGAAGAGAACUUUGCAUUGCUGAGGUUGAAUCUGGAAGUGGCAAGUCAUUGGUUAUUGCCACUAGCCAUCUUGAGAGUCCCUGUCCAGGCCCCCCGAAAUGGGAUCAGAUGUACAGCAAGCAACGGGUAGAGCAGGCCAAUGAGGCUCUGAAUCUUCUCAAGAAAUACCCAAAUGUUGUUUUUGGAGGUGACAUGAACUGGGAUGACAAACUGGACGGUCAAUAUCCUUUACAAGAUGAAUGGAUUGAUGCCUGGUCUCAAGUAAGGCCAAAUGAAAGUGGUUGGACAUACGACACCAAGUCAAACCAGAUGUUGACAGGCAACCGAACUCUCCAAAAGCGAUUAGAUCGUUUUAUUUGCCAUUUUCGUGAUCUUAAGAUAAGCAGUAUUGACAUGGUUGGGAUGGAUGCAAUAGCUGGUGUGUCAUACAACAAAGAGAAGAAAACAAGAAAAGAGAUAAAACAACUGGUACUCCCUGUUUUGCCCAGUGAUCAUUAUGGCUUGCUUUUGACAAUUUCUAGUAAAUAAUGCUGCUCUGGAGAAUCUGGCUGGUGAAACCAGUAU
Molecule: messenger RNA, 1080 nt
Organism: Abrus precatorius (Indian licorice)
Lineage: Eukaryota; Viridiplantae; Streptophyta; Magnoliopsida; Fabales; Fabaceae
Exons: 1
Coding region: 514-1044 (176 amino acids)
Biological process (GO): double-strand break repair
Cellular component (GO): cytoplasm; PML body
Molecular function (GO): single-stranded DNA binding; 5'-tyrosyl-DNA phosphodiesterase activity
Source: RefSeq, a predicted model, not a curated record